AUGAGUCGGUCAGGUCAGCCUCCAGAUCUCAAGAAGUACAUGGAUAAGAAGCUCCAAAUCAAGCUUAAUGCUAACCGAAUGGUUGUUGGUACUCUUCGCGGGUUUGACCAGUUCAUGAAUCUUGUUGUUGAUAACACUGUGGAGGUGAACGGUAACGAUAAAACAGACAUUGGAAUGGUGGUGAUUAGAGGAAACAGCAUUGUCACUGUUGAAGCUCUUGAACCAGUGGGAAGAUCUUCUUAG
Messenger RNA from Arabis nemorensis, 243 nucleotides. Lineage: Eukaryota; Viridiplantae; Streptophyta; Magnoliopsida; Brassicales; Brassicaceae. The record is from the annotation of a GenBank genome assembly.